AAAAGAUCGAGGGGGAGGCCCUAAGAAAUCUUGAGGAAAAGGAGCGAAAGCGUGACCCUAGAUCGGCUGGUUUCGGCGAUCGUCCCAGUGUACUUUUCCGGUGGCAAUGGCAAGCACCUCGGCAGCGCUGUCACAGCUCUCACCGCUGCAGAUAUCGUCGACGCAGGCGCAGGGCGGGGCGUUCGGCAGGGCGUCUCUGUACGUCGGGGACCUUGAUCUCGCCGUCAACGAGGGACAGCUGUACGAUCUCUUUAGCCAGAUCGCGCCGGUGACCUCCGUUAGGGUUUGCAGGGACCAAAUCCGCAAUGUCUCCCUCGGCUAUGCUUAUGUAAAUUUUCACAGUCUCCAGGACGCUACCCGUGCCCGGGAUGUCUUGAAUUUCACACCACUAAAUGGAAAACUCAUAAGGAUUAUGUUUUCUAAUAGAGAUCCCAGUAUCCGAAAAAAUGGAGUUGGUAAUGUAUUUAUUAAAAAUCUUGACAAAACAAUUGACAACAAGUCACUGCAUGAUAUUUUUGUCGCCUUUGGUACUGUUCUCUCUUGCAAAGUGGCUACUGGUAUCACUGGUCAAUCAAAAGGAUAUGGUUUUGUUCAGUUUGAAAAUGAAGAGUCUGCUGAGAGAGCUAUUAGCCGACUAAAUGGAAUGUUGAUUAAUGACAAACCUGUUCAUGUUGGUCACUUUGUUCGACGCCAAGAAAGACAUCAACCUGAAGGGCCUCCAAAAUUCACUAAUGUGUAUAUUAAAAAUUUGCCUGAACCUUACACUGAUGAGGACUUGAAAAGUUACUUUGGGGUAUGUGGCAACAUCACAAGUGGAGUUGUCAUGAAAGAUGUAAAUGGAAAGUCUAGGGGAUUUGGUUUUGUAAAUUUUGAGAUGCCGGAAGCUGCUGCUGCUGCAAUUGAGAAAUUUAAUGGAACAGCUUUGUUUGAUAAAGUUUUGUAUGUUGGGAAAGCUCAGAAAAAGUCUGAAAGGGAAGCUGAAUUAAGGGCCAAAUAUGAACAGGAGCGAAAUGGAAGAUUGGAAAAACUUCAGGGGCUUAGCUUAUAUUUGAAGAACCUUGAUGAUUCUAUAAAUGAUGAGAAACUAAGGGAACUGUUCUCCCCUUUUGGUACCGUAACUUCUUGCAGGGUUAUGCUUGAUACCCAUGGGCAAAGCAAGGGAUCUGGUUUUGUAGCCUUUUCUUCCUUGGAUGAAGCUAAUCGGGCUAUUAAUGGAUUGAAUGGGAAGAUGGUAGGAAAGAAACCAUUGUAUGUAGGUAUAUUUCAACGCAGGGAGGAAAGAAGGGCUAUGUUGCAGGCUCAUUUUGCUCGUCUCAAUUCUCCGGGAGCUCUGGCACCUGCCAUGCCCACCAUGCCUGGAUACCAUCCUGUUCCAUCCAGGCUUGCCCCUCAGCAACUCUAUUUUGGACAGGGUGUUUCCAGCCUCAUUCCUUCUCAGCCUGCAGGCUACGGAUACCAACCGCAACUUAUUCCAGGCAUUCGCCCAGGUGUUGUUCCAAACUACAUGAUGCCUUACAGUCCACAAAGGCAAGGGCAGCUUGGACAGAGAACAGGGUCUAGACGAGGAGGUGGGACACCACAGUUAAUGCAACAGCAACAACAAAUAAUUCAGCAGAAUGCUAAUCAAGGCUUUAGAUACAUGCAAAAUUCUCGAAAUGGGGUUGACCCGAUGAUGUCGCCUCAGGGUCUGAUGGGUUCGAUGAUGCCCAUGCCACUUGAUGCAAGUGGUAUUCAUAUCACUUCAGUGGACGCAGUACAUCCUUCUCCAAUUCCAAUUAUGACUCUUGCCUCUGCUUUAGCUUCUGAAUCUCCUGAGCGUCAAAGACUGAUGCUAGGAGAGCAACUAUACCCCCUUGUGGAACGAAUAGAACAGGAGCAAGCUGGCAAAGUGACCGGGAUGCUGCUUGAGAUGGAUCAAACUGAGGUGCUACAUCUUAUUGAAUCUCCAGAUGCACUUAAGAAAAAGGUGGUGGAAGCCAUGGAAGUCUUACGCUUAGCGCAUGCUACUGGUCCAAAUGCUCUUGAUCAAAUCGACUAGGUAACCUAAAUUAACAUUUAUUUCACCAUAAUUGUGUGAUUGAGAUAUUUCAUACCGUUCUUGGCUCCACAUUUGAACCUGGAUUGUCAUUUUUCCGUUUUUGGGAUAUUUGGCAUGAUCGAGGAAAGAGAGUUUAUGUACCUAACGGAUAUUUUUCUGGAUUUUUUACUUUUGGACAAAAGUGGCCUACAGGGUUUUAGGUU
Musa acuminata AAA Group (dessert banana) is the source of this 2241-nucleotide messenger RNA. RefSeq names its product polyadenylate-binding protein 5-like. Bases 107 to 2038 code for a protein of 643 amino acids. The transcript has 7 exons. NCBI's taxonomy places the organism in Eukaryota, Viridiplantae, Streptophyta, Magnoliopsida, Zingiberales, Musaceae. Gene Ontology annotation, cellular component: cytosol; ribonucleoprotein complex; nucleus. The record is from RefSeq and is a predicted model, not a curated record. Gene Ontology annotation, molecular function: poly(A) binding; mRNA 3'-UTR binding; poly(U) RNA binding.